Thamnophis sirtalis is the source of this 970-nucleotide messenger RNA. The record is from RefSeq and is a predicted model, not a curated record. Lineage: Eukaryota; Metazoa; Chordata; Lepidosauria; Squamata; Natricidae.
UAGGUCUAAUGGAAUAUGCUUUAGUUAUAAAGUUUCUUGUUUAGGACUCAUGAGCUGGUUGUUUUAAGCAAUUCCUAUGUUAUAAUUUAAUGCAGGGUGAGCUGAACUGCAACACGUAAUCUGCCAUUUCUGAUCAUGAUGGCUGAGAUUAUGCGAGUUGCAAUUCUGCACACCUGCUGGGCCACAUAUGCAGAGUUCCCUGAAUAUUCUUUAGAUAAUAUGAAUAGGUCAACCCCAGGUAGAACGCAGGCUUUUGAGAAAAAGAAUAUAUAAGGACCAUAAAUUCUGUGUUGAUUAAAGUCUACAUGGAAAAAGUACUCUAAAGCCUAUUUUGUGAAAUGUAUGGUAAAAGCGAUGAUUGAUAUUAUACCAUCAUGUCAAUUGUUUUCAAUUUUAAAUUGCUAUAGAGCCCUCUGGUAUGAAAAAUUUCAUAGAAAAGAUGUUAGGAAAAGCCCUCAAUUUAAAUGGUUGGGGUUUUUAUUCAGGAAAAAGAAAUGGAAAAGCAAAAACUCCUGUACCAGCAAGCAAGACUCCAUGAUCGAGGGGCUGCUGAAAUGGUCCUGCAGACAAUUAGUGCCAGCAAAGGUGAAAUGGGACCAAUGGUUGCAGCUACCCUCAAACUUGGGAUUGCUAUCUUGAAUGGAGGAAAUUCGACUGUUCAGCAGAAAAUGCUUGACUAUCUCAAGGACAAAAAAGAUGUAGGCUUCUUUCAGAGCCUUGCUGGUCUUAUGCAGUCUUGCAGUGUUCUUGACCUAAAUGCUUUCGAACGACAGAAUAAAGCAGAAGGCCUUGGAAUGGUAACAGAAGAAGGAUCAGUCAUCACUCAUGAGCGUGGUAAUUAUUACACAUCAAUUGACUUUCUUUUUUCCUGUUGUAAGCUUCGUGUCAGCACUGUACAGCUCCUGAACACCAUGCAGCAUGCAGUUCGUUUUUAUUUUUAGAAUGUCAAAGUAGGAUUAUUACUAUUACU